AUGCCCAUGCCUCCGGGCACAGUUCGCAUUGAAGGUCAGAUUGUGUCGUAUGAUACACGCUUCCAAGCACUCACACUGUGUAUAGAUCUUCACAGCAAGAACGCCGACGUUAUCCUCCAGCCCCAGCCCACCACUGACCCCAAUGAUCCGCUGAACUGGCCAGCAUGGAGAAAAUACCUCAACUUCGUCCUUGCGAAUUUCUAUGUGCUCCUGGUCUUUGCAUUAAUCAACAUGGUGACGGUCACCUGGGCGUCGAUGAACCUGGAGCUGGGCUUCAGCUACGACAUUCUCAAUGACAGCUACGCCGCUGGCUGCGGAUCCCUCUGCAUAGGAGGCAUCUUCCUCCUCCCCUUCGCACUGAAAUAUGGCAGACGCCCAGUGUACAUCCUCAGUCUGGCUGUCCAGUGCGGAAUAUCAGUCUGGUCUGCUCGGGUACGAAACGUCACGGAUCUCAUGAUGGUCAACAUACUCGGGUGUUUCGUCGGAGCCCUGUGCGAGGUCAUGAUACAAAUGACGGUUGCAGAUGUCUUCUUCGUCCACCAGCGUGGCUUGAUGAACAGCAUUUACAUCUGGACUCUGACCAUUGGAUCGUCGCUGGCUCCGCUUGCCGCCGGAUACGUUACCACGUCUCAGGGCUGGCGUUGGGUCUGGUGGUGGACUGCCAUUUUGAUUGGAGUGUUUGUGCUUCUGAUGUUCUUCCUCUACGAGGAGACAAAAUACGAAGGCUUGGUCCUGGACGGCUUCCCCACUACUAAUCGCCCUUCUCAGGACGAUUUCACAGGGUCGACAGAGAAGAGCUCGGAGGAGAAGUCACCCCCCUCCAAGGACGCCGGUUCUGAUACUGUUGAGGUAACCCACCGGGAGCCUCAACUCACCAAAGUUGAGGUUGAUCCUAACAUCCCCGUUAAGCCGUACUGGAAAAAGCUGGCUCUCUGGUCUUCAUCACCAAAAUCCAUCCGAGCCUUUGUCAGACAUAGCUACCAGCCCUUUCUCAUCCUCUGGCACAUCCCCGCGGUGCUGUACAUGUCGCUACUCAACGGAGCCAUGACCGCGGCGGGGAUCAUGCCCAUCACGGUGUAUUCGGUCUACAUGACUCUGCCGCCGUACAAUUUCGAGCCCCAGCAGAUCGGACUCUUUGGGUUGCCGUUGUUCAUCGGCACGCUGGUUGCCGCACUCAUCUGCGGACCACUGAGCGACUGGAUGAUUUUGCGGAUGGCCAGGAGCAACGGCGGGGUCUACGAGCCCGAGAUGCGACUGUGGCUGAUCCUGGCGUUCACGCCGUUUGUCGCGGCAGGCUUGUUGAUGUUUGGGAUUGGGCUUGAAAAGGGUCUCCCGUGGCCUUUCGUGGCCGUUGGGCUGGGUGUGAGUUCGUUCGGGACGGCUCCAGCGCAGAGUCUCUCCCUGACGUACUUGACCGACGCCUACACCGAGAUCAUCUCAGACUCGCUUGUGGCCGUCACCUUCGUGAAGAACCUGUUUCCCACCAUCCUGGUGUUUGCAUUGACGCCGUGGAUUACGGCAGUUGGUCUGGGAAACGUCUUCAUUACGGCCUCGGUGAUUUUUGUUGCUAUCCUGCUGGGUAACAUCAUCUUUAUUCGUUUUGGCAAGCGUUUCCGGGCGCAUUCGGCAGAGAAAUACCGUCUAUACGCUGGUCACCCUUUGGCCGCAGCGUAG
Molecule: messenger RNA, 1674 nt
Organism: Fonsecaea erecta
Lineage: Eukaryota; Fungi; Ascomycota; Eurotiomycetes; Chaetothyriales; Herpotrichiellaceae
Exons: 4
Coding region: 1-1674 (557 amino acids)
Biological process (GO): transmembrane transport
Molecular function (GO): transmembrane transporter activity
Source: RefSeq, a predicted model, not a curated record